Molecule: messenger RNA, 774 nt
Organism: Aspergillus terreus NIH2624
Lineage: Eukaryota; Fungi; Ascomycota; Eurotiomycetes; Eurotiales; Aspergillaceae
Product: class I SAM-dependent methyltransferase
Exons: 2
Coding region: 1-774 (257 amino acids)
Source: RefSeq, a predicted model, not a curated record
AUGUUGAACCUCAGUAUCUUUGACCUUUUAGUCCCCGUAUUUGUUCUACUUUUGGCCAUCUUAUACCUUCCAGUGACACUUCUACUCCUGCUCAAAGAUGGGAAAUUCUCCGAGCUAUCUUCCUGGACGUCUUUCGAAAAAGCCUGGUUCUCCCGGUUCUGGUCCUUUUUUGGCAUGGCCUCCAGGGCUUUAUUUGCUCCCGACGUCGAAAAGGUCCUAUCCGCCGCCCACGGAGUCGUCCUAGACAUCGGGACUGGGUCGGGGGAUUGGAUAUAUCUAUUUUCAGAAGAGAGAAAUAGUAAUAUAUCCAAGCUCUACCUGGUUGAGCCUAACACGGCCUUCCACCCUGACCUACAGAAAAGAGUGAGGGAGUACGGAUUGCAGGAGAAGUGUCAGAUCGUCAGGCGAACCGAGGACCUCAAAGAUUAUGGUGUGCAGCACGGCUCGGUCGACACGAUCAGCACGGUUCAUGUGCUGUGUAGUGUCGCAGCACCGGAUUCCCUAGUGAGACUACUAUACUCGUAUCUCCGGCACGGUGGACAGUGGCUCGUGUACGAACAUGUCAAAGCAAGCAACAAAUGGAGCGUGGCGGGCGCCUGGCAAGCCGGGAUUAAUACCGUCUGGCCUCUAUGUCUGGACGGGUGCUCGAUGACUCGAGAUACAAAAGAGACCCUCUUGCACAAUUGCAAAUGGACGUCGACCAACUUACGUCCUGGUUCAAAUGAGGGUCGAUUUAAUCCACUCCCGCAUAUAGUAGGGGUAUUGGUAAAGUGA